Cooperia oncophora is the source of this 1455-nucleotide messenger RNA. The record is from the annotation of a GenBank genome assembly. NCBI's taxonomy places the organism in Eukaryota, Metazoa, Nematoda, Chromadorea, Rhabditida, Trichostrongylidae.
AUGGCUCGACUACAAGCCGAGGGUAAAGUACCGAAAAGCGUGGAUAUUUCACAAGGAGCACCCACAAUGCACAGAUUGAUGGUCGCAGAUAAUGAGUUUAUUGUUGUAAUGUUGGACCCUCCUCCAUGCGGAUGCGUUCGCUUGAAGAGUGGAAAGAAAAAACGCUGCAAAAGGCACAGACAAGAGCGAAGAGCGAGGAUGAAGGAGAACAAGAAAGAAGAGAAGAAGAAGAAAAAGAUGGUGAAGGACGAUGAAAGCGACAGGAAGAAAGCGGUGGAACUUCGUCACGCGGCUGAUUCUGAAGUCGACGAAGACAAAGCUAUUGAGGGAGCAAUCACACCAGACAAAGUUGCCGUUGUCGUAAGUUGGUUGAACCUUCGUUCUGGCCUGGCUGUAACUUCAUACCACGACUCUGCUCAGGGACCUGCUGGUGUGGCUGUGCUAGUGGACAUUGACAGAGUGGAAGGAGAAGAAGUUGGUCCACGAAAGACAGUCGACGAACCGAUCAGAGGGAUACUUGUCAAAGGAGCUCAUGAAACACCACAAUUUAUCCCCGAAGAUAAGAUAGAGAAGGGUCGAGAUGGCCAACCAAAGUUCAGAAACCACACCAAGGGCACACUUGUGAGAGGUGCUCAUGGAGAAUCGAUCUUCUACGCAGACAAACAAUGCCAGCCAGACUCCAAGGGUAAUCCACAGAAUGUGACCAGUCAAAGGAGUGGAGAAGGACCUGCAAAGCAAGAUUGGGGAGAUUGGACGUGUAUUGCAGUCUGCCCACCAUGCGAGGUGGAGGUGAACGAGAAUGGCAUGCCAGUGUUGGUGCAGAUCGUCAAUGCUCAGACCGUUCCUAAGGACAAGCAUGCUACAGUUGGUGUGCUCGUGAAGAAUCUGGAGGGAGUCGUGGUGUUAGCCCAGACAGGAGGACAAACGGUCGGCGCCCGAGAUAACGCCGAAUGUGUUCCGACUACACCGAACGACAAUGUAGCUCCAGGAAGUGUAAUAGGUAAAGUGAUGGAAGAAAAGCAGACAGGAAAACAGACAGUGGUACACGCCACUCAAGUGCCAGGCGCCAAUCAGAAGGCCGUCGGUACUGUCAUACAGGGUAAUUACUUGGAACCUGUGUUUGUUAAAGAAGUGUGGGUUACGACAGUACUUCCUUCCGAAGCUGUUGCAGCGGUUGCUAAGGCUGAAAAAAUUGACAAACAGUACCAGCCUCAGAUCGAAAAGGCCAACGAUUUGGUCCAAGCACAGAUUCAAGGAAAGACUACUGCUCAAAUCCAGAAGGUAUGGUUGUCAAUAGUCCGAAGAGUACACAUUAUUGGAGCACUAUGUUGGUUCGCGUUGGCACGGGAAAGAACCGAGAUGAAGGGUGCCACACCGCUUGCUCCAGGAGAGGUUUAUUCGACCUCACUAUGUGCUAAAGGAGAAAGAGGAAGCUAUUUCGCUUUUGCUCAGCCU